AGUAAUCUUAGUUGAAUGACAAGCAAUGGUUACUGCCCUCAGAUCAUCUUCGCCUGCCUGGCCGCCGUCGCCCUCGCCCGACCUCAGAAACCCGACUCUGAGGCCGAGACCGUUUUGGACGAGAGGUCCGACAACGGCGACGGAAACUUCCAGUACACUUUCGAGACCAGCAACGGCAUCAGCUCCUCCAACACUGGCACUCCUGGAUCUGAGGGCCAGAGCAACAUGCAGGGAUCAUACAGCUUCCUCCUUCCCGACGGCACCCUCGCCGAAGUGAGCUUCAUCGCCGACGAGAACGGCUUCCAGCCGUCGUCCGACCUCCUGCCCGUCGCCCCGCCGCUGCCUGAACACGUGUACGAACUGCUCCGCAUUGCUGAAGAUCAGCGCGCAAGAGGAGUUACCUUCGAUUAAGUGGUUCCCGAUGACGUGCAACUUGACUCUUUUCAAAUUUCAUUGUAAAUACACUCUUAGUGAAGCAUGUAUGUAUCGAUUGUAUAUGCUCUCAUCUCUGUCUCUGAUUUUAUAAAUAAAGCUGUUUGAAGAUGC
Penaeus vannamei (Pacific white shrimp) is the source of this 546-nucleotide messenger RNA. RefSeq names its product cuticle protein AMP1A-like. Gene Ontology annotation, cellular component: chitin-based extracellular matrix. Gene Ontology annotation, molecular function: structural constituent of chitin-based larval cuticle. The record is from RefSeq and is a predicted model, not a curated record. Lineage: Eukaryota; Metazoa; Arthropoda; Malacostraca; Decapoda; Penaeidae.